AUGUACAGGACAGCCAGGGCAACGGCAGUCAUCGCGGGCGCGCUUGAGCGCUUGAGCGCGCUGUCGAGCCCGGGUGCGGGUGCGCAGCAGAAUCCGGCGGUGGUUGCCGACCAGGCCAGGGGCGCGGUGCUGUUCAGCUGUUGCGACCCGGCCGAUGCGGUAUGCGGGGGCACGCGGUUCAUCCUGCCGGCGCAUGUUCUCUAUGCGCUGGAGGCGACCGGGCCGGCGGCGGCGUUUUUGGAGAGGGAGGAUGGAUUUUGA
This is a messenger RNA of Thermothielavioides terrestris NRRL 8126, 261 nucleotides long. RefSeq lists its product as uncharacterized. The record is from RefSeq and is a predicted model, not a curated record. The transcript has 2 exons. The coding region runs from base 1 to 261 and encodes 86 amino acids. NCBI's taxonomy places the organism in Eukaryota, Fungi, Ascomycota, Sordariomycetes, Sordariales, Chaetomiaceae.